Messenger RNA from Drosophila teissieri, 1367 nucleotides. RefSeq lists its product as uncharacterized. The record is from RefSeq and is a predicted model, not a curated record. The coding region runs from base 781 to 1179 and encodes 132 amino acids. The transcript has 5 exons. NCBI's taxonomy places the organism in Eukaryota, Metazoa, Arthropoda, Insecta, Diptera, Drosophilidae.
ACUGUCAUUAGCCCUAGGAAACUCAACCAGAUAUUCAACAAGUCACUAAGCGAACUUAUAUUUUCUAAAAAUGAAUAAUCUUAAUUCGCCACCCUCCAAAGCUAUGAAAAAACGAAUCGGAAUUUCCAGAAGUGUGUCCAUGACGAAGAUGCAACCUCCGGAAAAGCGGAAGCGUCUGGAAAAUGCAAUGUUAUUGGAAAUAUGGCGCAUUGAAGUUGAUCAAAAACAGGAGGAUUCUGGAGAUAACAUUAUCACUAACAAAGUAUUUAAUGGAUAGUUUGGAUGACACUGGCAUGCAAAUGCGUACCUCUAAAUUGAAUUAGCUGUGAUAAAUUUCGAUUAAAUGGAUGCUCGUCAAAAUGUUGAUUAUGUUUUUCCUUAAAUUAGUUGCGACUGCACUAAUAAAAUUUGAUGGCGCCUAAAUUGGAUUAUUGAUACACUUAAAUUAUAAAUUGGAUUCGCUGCAGUUCUACAAAACUUGGAAGUUUCAUUCAUCAAUAUUUAUUAUGCUUGUGUUUUCAUAAUGCACCUUGAUGAUUGCAUGGCGGUUGUUGGAAUUAUAAAUAUAUGUUUUCCGUAAAAUACCUGAAAAUACGCAAGGUUGUGUGGCUGACCAGCGCGGAGUGACCAUCUUCAAGACAGGAAUAUUAAGUGAUUGCAUGCACACAAAUGUGAGGGCAACUCAAUUACGGAAGCGUUUUGCGCCAUGUGGCGCCGCCAAGAAUUUCAUUUGGCUGGCAAGUCACGUGAUGUGCAACAGCAGCAGUCGCUGGUUGCGACAUGGUCAACUGGCACAUGGCAUUCCCAGUGGCACGCUCCAGGGGCAUCAAUAUUCCCGACGCUGGACGCGCAUGGCCACCUUCGGCGAGGCAAGGCAGUCGUCGCUGGGCCAGCAAAGCUCCCAAGAUGCACUGCGAAAAAUGUCCCCAUGUAAGGGGCAGUCGAUGGCUUCGAGUCGGCCACAUUGGACACUGGACAUUGGACACUGGACAUUCCAUUGGCCUAACGAAGUUACCUCCAUUUGCAAGCAGUCUCGUUCAUCAGGAGCAGCAUAAUCCAACGAUUGCAACGAAAUUUAAUUAUAAUUGCCAUCGAGAAAGAUGCAAAAUGCCUGCCUUUUUUGGCAUGUGCCUGGGAUCUGGGCGGAUUUGGGUGACCUGGAAGCCGGAGAACUGGUAGCCAGGCAGCUUAGGUCUUAAUGGAAGCCGAGGACACAGAAGUGGGAUCAUGUUUAAAGAAGCUUCCGACGUGAUACCGAAAAACAAUUGCAAAGUGGUAAGUGGUAAGUAGCAACUCUGAAUGCCGCACUUUGACACGGGAGAACUUUUUCGUCAGCUCGUUUGCCGCCCCCACGAAAUUGUGUAUUG